AUGGAUCUUUACCCAGAGUUCCUGCUUCCCGUCGCGUUGAGGAACAACAUCUUUGUGAACGUCGUGCAGUUGAAGCUCGCCUCUUUCCUGCAGCCGGAAAGGCCACAGGAAGAGCCGGCAACAGGGCCAGCAACAGAGCCGGCAACAGAGAACAAGAAGCGUGGGCGCGGCCGUCCUAGGAAGGAUGCACCAAAGCCGCCUUGCACUGAGCCUCGCGGAAGGAAGAGCGCCGAAGACCAGAUUCGCAACCUGCAAGCCGAUCCAAGGGCAGUCUGCUGCCCAGUUGGCAAGUUCGGUGACCUGGUGAAGGACAUCCUCCAAGACACCAUCAAGGAAGCCAAGCUUCCGAUGAACGUGGCCCGCUGCAGCAACCAGGACCUUGUGGAGGGAACCUGGGUUCAGUUGGUGACACACCGUUUCACAGAGGAUGGCUUCUCGCCAGGCGUUAUGGUGCUUAUCACGCGUGGCUUGCGCGAGGGCUUGUAUGAGGUCGACUUCUGCCCUUCCUUGCCUCUUGGUGCUGGGCAGAAAGGUUGCGCUACGCCGGAAGACGUGCGGCAUGCACCCCGGACGGCAGAAUGA
Molecule: messenger RNA, 582 nt
Organism: Symbiodinium natans
Lineage: Eukaryota; Dinophyceae; Suessiales; Symbiodiniaceae
Source: the annotation of a GenBank genome assembly